Molecule: messenger RNA, 1335 nt
Organism: Oldenlandia corymbosa var. corymbosa
Lineage: Eukaryota; Viridiplantae; Streptophyta; Magnoliopsida; Gentianales; Rubiaceae
Source: the annotation of a GenBank genome assembly
AUGGCCAGAGCCUACUUCAGUUCAGUAGGCUCCGCCGUGCCAUCUCUAAAGCCUCCGUCGUUCUCCGCCAGUCCACCCUCUUUCCGCCACCUCAGCUCAUCUUCUUCCCAACCAUUUCUUUCAGCAUCCAGGACAGAUAAUAAUCCUACUAGCACGGCCUCCACAAUGUCGUCGGACCUUCCUCCUCCUCCCCAUCCCUCUCUGGAAGUCAUCGGCGGAGCUAAAGAUUCAUUCCUCCCGGUUUUCAAGACCACCCUUCUUCACCGUCCUUAUAAGCCUUACCCUUUCUUCGCUUGGAAUAGACACGUGGAGACCAUCUUUGCCGCCUUCUUCCGCUCUCUCCCCGAAGUUAAAUUCCGGCGAGAGUGCCUCCGCACGAGUGACGGCGGCUCUGUCGCUCUUGAUUGGGUCUCCGGAGAUCACACCCGCCUACCCCACGAUUCCCCUCUACUCAUUCUGCUACCGGGAUUGACCGGAGGGAGUCAGGAUACGUAUGUUAGGCAUAUGGUGGUGAGAGCAAGGAGUAAAGGCUGGCGAGUUGUGGUGUUUAAUAGCAGGGGAUGUGGGGAUAGCCCAGUCACCACACCUCAGUUCUAUUCAGCUUCAUUCCUUGGUGAUAUGUCAGAAGUGGUAGCUCAUGUGAGUAGCCGGUAUCUGAAAGCGAACAUAUAUGCUGUUGGGUGGUCUCUUGGCGCAAAUAUUCUAGUUCGAUAUUUGGGUCAGGAAUCGCAUGCCUGCGUUCUCUCCGGUGCUGUGUCCUUGUGCAAUCCUUUUAAUUUGGUCAUUGCUGAUGAAGAUUUCCGUAAGGGCUUUAACAUUGUUUAUGACAAAGCUCUGUCAAAUGCUCUCUGCAAAAUUUUCAAAAAGCAUGCUCUCCUGUUCGAGGAUUUGGGUGGCGAAUACAAUAUUCCAGUAGCUGCCAAUGCCCGAUCUGUCAGGGAAUUUGAUGAAUGUUUAACUCGAGUUUCAUUUGGGUUCAAGUCAGUGGAUGAUUAUUACUCAAAUUCUUGCAGCUCGGAUUCCAUAAAGAAUGUCUGCACACCUUUGCUUUGCAUUCAGGCUGCAAAUGAUCCAAUUGCUCCAUCCAGAGGAAUUCCUCGUGAGGACAUCAAGGCAAACUCGAAUUGCUUACUAAUAGUUACACCAAAAGGUGGCCACUUAGGGUGGGUAGCCGGUGAAGGAGCCCCAUUUGGUGCUCCCUGGACCGAUCCAGUGCUAAUGGAUUUCCUUGAACAUCUGGAGCAAGGUAGAUCAAAAGGGUCUUCAUCUGGUAAUGAAGUAGCAGGUAAAAAGGAGGGAAGUGAAACAGAAGGCCUUCACUUUGUAGAGGUAUAG